Messenger RNA from Capsaspora owczarzaki ATCC 30864, 5545 nucleotides. RefSeq names its product pentafunctional AROM polypeptide. The record is from RefSeq and is a predicted model, not a curated record. Bases 73 to 5508 code for a protein of 1811 amino acids. Gene Ontology annotation, cellular component: cytoplasm. Gene Ontology annotation, molecular function: shikimate 3-dehydrogenase (NADP+) activity; 3-phosphoshikimate 1-carboxyvinyltransferase activity; 3-dehydroquinate synthase activity. The transcript has a single exon. Gene Ontology annotation, biological process: chorismate biosynthetic process; aromatic amino acid biosynthetic process. NCBI's taxonomy places the organism in Eukaryota, Filasterea, Ministeriida, Capsasporidae.
ACAUCGUUUCAACUCUUCUCAGACUUUGGUUUUUAUCUCCGAAACCCGCUCAACCUUCAUCCUUCAUUUGCUAUGAGCUCGAGCAACACCCCUGCUUCUGCUUCUGGUUCUGGUGCUGGGACUGCCAUUGCUGCACCAUUACCACCACAGUCAGACCCGUCUCCGUCUGGGGUCUCGGUGGUGGGCAUCCUGGGCCAUGACGCCAUCCGCGUCGGUCACGAUCUGCUCGCGUCCAUCCCGGACGACCUCUGCCGCUCGCUGCCGUCCAAGCGCAACGGCAAGUUUGUCAUUGUCACCGACGAGACUGUCGCUGCCCUGUGGCUGCAGAACGUCGUCGCUGCGUUUGCGCGCGCGGGUUUGACGGUCGAGUCGGGCGCCGUGCUCGUUUUCGUCCUGCCACCGGGCGAGGUCGCCAAGACGCGCGAGUCCAAGUCGGAGCUCGAGGACUUGCUGAUUGCCAAGCGAUGCGACAGAUCCACUUGCCUGAUUGCGCUCGGCGGGGGCGUCGUCGGUGACCUCGUCGGUUACACGGCGGCCAGCUUUAUGCGCGGCGUUCCCGUCGUGCAGCUGCCAACCACGCUCCUUGCGAUGGUCGAUUCAAGCAUUGGUGGCAAGACGGGCUUGGACACCCCGCUGGGCAAGAAUCCGCUGGGCGCCUUCCACCAGCCGCACCGCAUCUACCUCAAUCUGCGCUUCCUCGAGUCGCUGCCCGACAGGCAGCUGUCCAACGGGAUGGCAGAGGUGAUCAAGACGGCAGCGUUCUGCGAUGCGCAAUUCUUCCAGUGGCUCGAGUCCAACGUUGAGCACGUCUUUGCGCGCAGUCCCGCAGCGCUCAAGCACGUCGUUCUCGAAUGCGCUGCCGUCAAGGCCCGCGUCGUGACCGAGGACGAGAAGGAAAUCACGGGCAUGCGCUCGUUGCUAAACUUUGGUCACACCAUUGGCCACGCCGUCGAGGCGCUCUGCCAGCCAGAAAUGCUUCACGGCGAGGCCGUCUCCAUCGGCAUGAUCAAGGAGGCCGAGAUUGCGCGGUCGCUGGGCUUGCUCUCACAGGCCAAUCUCGCACGCCUGUCGGAUUGCCUGGACGCGUACGAGCUACCCACGCAGUACCCAGCCGCGCGAUUGCCGCUCGAGCGCGUCAUGGCCGCAAUGGCAUUCGACAAGAAAAACCAAGGCGGCACCAAGUCUGUGGUGCUCCUAUCCGGCAUCGGCAGUGUCGUCACCCUUCCCAACCCUCAAAACAAGCGCAUCGGAGCAUCCCAAGUCACCGACGACACAAUCCGGCGCGUCUUGUCAUCGUAUGUCCAGGUCGUCCCUGGCGCAGUCCAAGCGCCCGUUGCGCCACCGCCGUCGUCUUCCGCCACCGCUGCUGCCACCGCUGCUGCUGCUGCUGCUACUACUACUACUACUGCUGCUACUCCUUUGGUUGCCGAGAGCGUAGUUCAGGUCCCCGGCUCAAAGUCCAUUUCCAACCGGGUCUUGUUGCUCGCUGCGCUGGGCACUGGAACCUGCCGAAUUCGGGGAUUGCUGCACUCAGACGACACGCGUGUCAUGCUGCAAGCGCUCAAAUCUCUUGGCGUGCAUAGCGAGUUUGAGAACGAAGGGACUGUUCUUGCCGUGCGCGGUGCUGAAGGAUUGCUGACUGCACCACAGGACGACAUUUAUCUGGGCAACGCCGGCACGGCCGCCCGGUUUUUGACGUCCGUUGCUGCUCUGGUCUGCUCGGCCGCUCCAACGGGCGGUACCUCUACAGCUCGCAGCCAUGUGGUUUUGACUGGCAAGCCGCGUAUGAAGGAGCGACCGAAUGGUCCGUUGAUUUCCGCUCUGGUGGCGAACGGCGCCAGCAUCGAGUGCCUCGAGAAGCCUGGGUGUUUGCCCAUUCGCGUGGCAUGCGCCCCGUCUGCCGGCUCGGGCACGUUGCGUGGUGGUGACGUUGAGCUGGCCGCGAACAUUUCAUCGCAGUACGUCUCGUCCCUGCUGAUCAGCGCGCCGUACACCCAACAGCCGGUUCGCCUCCGCCUUGUUGGUGGUGAGGUCGUGUCUCAGCUCUACAUUGACAUGACGCUGGCACUGAUGAAGGAUUUCGGCGUUCCAGUGGCCGCACCUGUCGCGGGCUCUGGCGCAGACCCAGUGUACCAGAUUCCCACCGCCAAGUACGCCAAUCCUCCCGAGUACGCGGUCGAAGGCGAUGCUUCCUCUGCCACCUACCCGCUGGCCAUUGCUGCCGUCACCGGAAAGAAGGUGACGGUCGCCAAUGUGGGCAAGCUGUCGCUGCAAGGGGAUGCGCAGUUCUGUCACCUGCUUGCACGAAUGGGCUGCACCGUUGAGCAGACGGACAUGACCACGACCGUGACUGGGCCAAGCGGCAUCGCCCCUCGACUCCGAGCUCUUGGCACGGUAGAUAUGGGAGACAUGACUGAUGCGUUCAUGACUCUCGCUGCAGUGUGUGCCAUUGCGGACGGCGUCACGUCCAUUCGCAACAUUGCCAACCAGCGCGUCAAAGAGUGCAACCGCAUUCUCGUCAUGCUGCAGGAGCUGACCAAGAUGGGAAUUCACGUUGUCGAGUUGGAGGAUGGCCUUGAGAUUCACGGGCGUCCCGCGAGCGAGCUGCAUGGCGCAACCAUUGUGUGCCACGACGACCACCGCAUUGCCAUGAGCUUUGCCGUGCUAGGGUGCGUUGUUCCGAACGUGAUUAUUAGCGAGCGAGCGUGCGUCGAAAAAACCUAUCCGGAAUUCUGGGACGACCUGACCUUGCAUUUGGGCGUGGGCGUGCAAGCUCCACUAAGCACGCCAGAGUCGCGAACGCCGACGGUCGACGCGAAUCGCCAGUCUUUGGCUGAAUUGCCCAUCGUCAUGGUUGGGAUGCGCGGCGCUGGCAAGUCGACCUUGGGUGCUGCGGUUGCUGCCCUCGACUCGCGCCAGUUUAUCGACUUGGACGAGCUGAUUGUCUCGACUGCACUUGGCGGCGUCAGUAUAUUGGACCACGUUGCAGCCCAUGGUUGGGAAAGCUUCCGCCGCGCCGAGACACAAACGCUGCGCGGUUUGCUCGUGCCCUUCCUUGAUGGCAGCGGUGCUACAACAACAACAACAACAGCAACAACAACAACGUUGUCGUCCGGCACCAGCCACUCCAAACCGCUGCUCAUUGCAUGUGGAGGUGGUGUUGUGGAGACGGAGGCCGCGCGACAACUGUUGGCUCAGUUUGGACGUGUCGUGUUGCUCCACCGUCACACGGAUGAUGUCGUGGCGUACCUUUUGAGCGACAAGACGCGCCCCACCUGGAAUGAACACCCGUCCGAUAUUUACGCACGACGUCUGCCGCUCUACCGCGCAUGUAGCCAGUACGAGUUUGUCAUUUCGCGCGGCGACUCGAAUUGGACGCGUAUUGCACGCGAGCUGCACGAGUUUGUGCGUUUCAUUUCGCAAACCGAUUCUGCCGCCGCGGGCUCGUCUCAGCUGUUGUACCCGUCGACGCAACCAUCGUGGCCCGCGGCAGGUCGACUGACUUCGCUGGAUUUGAUCAGACCGAACGGCUGGUUGCACCCCACCGAGGAGAUUCGCACUCCAACUGGCUUUCUGUCGCUAACCUUUGCAGAUUUGACCGAGCCUGCCUUGACCAAUGCUUUCCGUCCUAUUGUGGCGCAGAUUCAGCUCGAUCGCGCUCGUCAGGCUCAGGGUGUGCUCCGCCAAGAUGCGCUGUCCCGCCUCAUCCUGCCAUCCCGAGAUCCUGGGUCACUGACUGGAACAGACAUUCUGUCGGCCAUUUGCGAGCAGGGUGUGCAUGCCAUCGAGCUCCGGGUGGAUUUGUUGGACUGCUGGCGCGAUGCUACGGCGGUUGCCGAGCAGGUUGCGUGUUUGCGUCGCAUUACCCCACUCGGUCUGCCCAUCAUUUACACUGUCCGAAGUGUGCAGCAUGGCGGCAAGUUUGACGGAAAGGAGGCGGACUGGCUGCGGCUUACUCUCUUGGGCAUCCGUCUCGGCUGUGCCUACGUAGACGUGGAAACGACAUGGUCGGCAUCGGCCCGCGAAACCGUGCUGAAAGCCCUGUCUGCCGCCAACACGCGUGUGAUUGGGUCGUAUCACGUGCCGGUGGGAUGGGGCCAGGUGGAAUCCAUCGAGUCGUCAACGCCCGAUGCAGCAGUGCAUUUGCUGCGGCGGGCUGCUCCAGGUCUUUCCGGCCGUGUUCCCGUGCACCACUCUGCCUGGAAUGCCCUCCGAGGCCGAUUCGAGGAGGCGCGUCUUGGGGACCGUGCGCACAUUGUCAAGGUGAUUGCGCGGGCGGGCACUGUGGAGGACAAUUACGCGUUGGCCCAGCUUGCUGCCUCGAUUCAAGCGUGCGAACGAGACGUCAAGGCCAAGCCCAUUCCGACAUUGACGCUCUGUAUGGGCGACGCCGGCUCUCUGUCUCGUGCGACAAGCACCAUGAUGACACCUUUUACUCAUCCCUUGCUGCCGUUCAAAGCGGCCCCAGGACAGCUCUCGUUGCCGAGUCUGCACCAGCUCCGCAACCAGAUUGGCCUGCUUCCCCAACAGCAGUUUGUACUGCUUGGAAGCCCCAUUCAGCGCUCAAUGUCGCCCACUUUGCACAACGCGGCCUUUGACGCUGUGGGGCUUCCACACCGCUACUCGCUCUGCGAGACGAGCAGUGCCGAUGUUGCAGUGCAGAUCUUGCUCGGUGGAGCGACCUUGCAGCAAGAGCCGCUCGAGUUUGCGGGCGCACCAGUGCAUGGCGCCUCUGUGACAAUUCCGCUAAAGCAGGAUUUGGUUCCGCACAUGCAUUCGCUGUCCAAGGCAGCAGAGGUGAUUGGCGCCAUCAAUACUGUCUCUUGUCUCCCUGCUCCGGUCGGGCACUCUGCGCCCAAGUGGCUGCACGGCGACAACACGGAUUGGCUGGGCAUUUUGCAUUGCUUGGCGCGUGCGACGCAAUGGCCAGUUUCAGAGCACCUUCUCACGAAACCGGCGCGCUCUGCGCAUGGUGAGCAGCCGAUUUCUUCGUCUGCGUCCCGGACUGCGCUUGUUCUCGGUGCAGGCGGAACGGCGCGGGCUGCCAUGUAUGCAUUGGCCGCUUUCGGCAUGUCGACAGUGUACGUGCACAAUCGCACUGCUGCCAAUGCGGAGCAACUUGCGGCCGACUUUUCCUGGGCGUACAAGGUGGAGGUUGUUCAAGACCUUGCUCGCGAUCUUGUUCAGCGGGGUGUUGUUGUCAAUGUUGUGCUUGCGACCGUUCCGACUUCGGCCGGCGUCACCAUUCCGGACGCACUGCUGGAGCAAUCCACCCCGGCAACACCGCCUGUUGUUGUGCUGGAUGUGGCCUACAUUCCUCCGUCCACUGCUCUCCUGGAGCAGGCCGCGCGUCACAACUGCACGAUUAUUCGCGGGAUUGACAUGCUGAUUGAGCAAGGUUUUGCGCAGUUUGAGCUUUGGCACGCUCUUCCCGCUCCUCGCUCCUACAUUCGCUCUGUAGUAUUGGAUGCGUUUGAGCGUAUGUGCGAGAAGAGCUCGAGUUCUUGAAUGUUCCUUGCCGUGUAGUUUUGUGUUUUUUUUUUUU